AUGCCACGGGCUGCACCGCAGCUGCUGGUGGCCCUGGGCUACUCCAAGCUGUACGGCGCGAUCAACCCCUUUGACUGGAUGGAGAUGAUCAGCCUGCAGGGGAAGGCCAACUUUUUCGAGCGCCGCGUGGGCGACUACCAAAAGGCGGGCGUGAUGGCCGGCGCACGCGCGGCGGCGGCUGCGGCGUCGGCUCCCAAGGGUGCAGAGGCCGUUAAUGCCGUCGGCUGCAGCUUCCAAAACUUUGUGUUCACCACUGACGAGGACUUUUGA
Molecule: messenger RNA, 270 nt
Organism: Monoraphidium neglectum
Lineage: Eukaryota; Viridiplantae; Chlorophyta; Chlorophyceae; Sphaeropleales; Selenastraceae
Product: Ribonucleoside-diphosphate reductase small chain C
Exons: 3
Coding region: 1-270 (89 amino acids)
Biological process (GO): deoxyribonucleotide biosynthetic process
Molecular function (GO): oxidoreductase activity
Source: RefSeq, a predicted model, not a curated record